AGAGAAGAAUAUUAAUCAGGUAAGGUAGCACACAGGAACGUACAGGUGUACAGAAAUAUAAAUUUGUAAUCAUUUUCAUGCAAACCUAAUUCUUCUAUGCCUGUAUUUUCAGAUAAUAGUUUGAAAUAGCUUGGUGGUGAACUUCGGGGUUGACCGUCACAUAACUUGAAUUUUUUAUAUUAUAUAUAUUUACACACUUAUCCAUAUGUAAUACAAAAGAUCUAAUUAUAAUAUGGAAGUUUCGUGCUCCAGUGGGCAUACUUUCGGAUUUGAUAAGGAUAUCUUAUAAUUUCCCUAUUGAGUUCCAUACGUGUGGUCCCUAACAAGAUCACUGCCAAGUCCUACAGUGAAAUCACUCCAACAUUCCUGCUGACCUAUGUAUUUCAUACAAUAUUGUAAAACUAGACAGCUUGACUCGUGUAGCCCUGUAUCAGUUUUGUAUCUGAAAUGUAUAAUUUUAAGUCGAGUUUGCAAGUUAUUCAGAAAUAUCAACAUUCAGAUAAUUAGUUAUCUGAUUUUAGUAUCACCUCUCUGAUUAUAUCAAAGAUGCGUUCUAAUGACGAAAUAUUAACCUAAUGUUAUAUUGGGGUUUACAAGUAUAUAUUGGUGGUACAUAUCAAAUAUAUAUUACUAUAUUGUUACAUAGCCUUUCUACUGCGCGUUUCUGGUAAUUCUGAACAAAGCAAUGGAAAUUGUUGGCAGGAGGAGAGUAAUUACUUGAUCAUGACCAAUAGAUAAAAUAACAUUGUAACAGUUAAGUAUUGAAGCUUAUUGUAUUGGUCGUCCUCAACAACAAUAUCAGGGAACCGCAUUUAAAAAUACGUUCAUCAAAAAUUAAUUACGCAAUGAUUUGAAGUUUGAUUCCAUUUUACAUCUCCGUAUAAUUAGGUAAUCAUCAAAUAAAGAAAUAACCCCAAAUGCAAUUUAAAUGUCUUUGUUUAAUACUUUAAGGAAUAAUGUAUAUGAGUAUACAUACAAAUGUAUUUCUUUCAUUGUGCAUGUUUCUGACAUUUGCGAACCCCGCAACAGACGCUUCUAAGUAGGAGUUAUAAAGGAAUAAAGCAACCUCUAAAGAGAGAAUUCCUCCGUAAAAAAAGAAAGCACGUCAUGGGUUUAGAGCAGCUGUUUUGGUCUUCGUACUACGAGAAGGACGCUUCUCUUCUGGCACAGGAUAUCUUAUUCAAGGCACGAACGAACAUAAAAUGUGCAGAAGAGGAGGUGGCCAAGUUAAAAUAUGUACAGCUAGCGGUCAGUGAAGGUGUUGGAACGCUCGGCCAAACAUUAUGCAAAGACUGCAACAGCAAACUUCACAAUAAAUGUGAACAAUUGCUGGAAUCAAUUACAGUGAAAACAAACCAAAAGAAGAUGAGACGUCUACCAGUAGAACGACAGCAUUUCAUUAAGGAAUUAGAAUGCAUCCUUAUUCAAAAAGAAAUGUGCAAACAUAAAGGUGACCUUGCCGAACAGUAUACUACAACUGAUGAAUGGUACGAACAAGAGAUAGCAGAUCUGAAGGUUAAGCACAAAAGUGAAAUAAAGGAACUGCAGAGGGAGCGAGACAUUCUAAUGGAAGAGGUCAGUGAUUUAAAAAAACAUGAGGACCAAUAUAAAACGCAAAUCACUAAGCUCCAGAAGACCAUUGGAAGCAAUGAAAUUAUAAUAACAACACAGAAGGAGACAAUUGAACAUAAAGAAAAAGAGAGGAAAGAAGAUAUGGACAAAAAUGAAAGAUUACGAGACAUUCUCAAAAUGAAGGACAGACGAAUAGUGAGGCUUACGCAACCUAAUCAAGAACAGUGCACGCAAACAUAUGUCAAACGGGAAACGGAAAAGAAAUCAUCAUCCUGGUUUUCCCUUGGCGGAGAUUCACGAAAGGAGGAGCAAAUCAAAACAUUAUCGGUAGAGAACAAAAACCUGCAAUUAGACUUACAGAAGGCACAAGGGGAGAAGGCACAAACAGCAUUGGAAUUGCAGCAAACAAGUAAAGAACUCGAAAAGGUACAUUCACAACUGGAUAAAUUGCGCAAUGAAAAUGCUACACUGGCUGCAGAUCUUCAAGAACAUAAAGAGAAAUUCGAAAAGGCCGAAGAGAACUUGUCCUCCGACACCCACAGAAUAUUACAAGAGAAAGAGCAAAUUGAGAAAACUUUGCAAAAAACAAAUAGUGAACUAACUCUUACCAAGUCACAGCUGGAAAAAUCGCGCACUGAAAAUAAGGCCCUGACUGACGAUAUACGAGAGCAGCUCGAAAAUGCCGAAGAAAAACUGAUCUCUCACACCAACAGCACAUUUCAAGAGAAAGAGCAAAUAGAGAAAACUUUACAAAAAGCAAAUAGCGAACUAGCCCUUACCAAAUCACAGCUGGAAAAAUCGCGCACUGAAAAUAAAGCCCUGACUGACGAUAUACGUGACAAAGGAAUGGAACUACAAACGUUACGAGAACAUUUGGAGGGAUAUCGACACCAAAGAAAAAAGUCAAUCGUCAUGGGACUACAUUGCAGUCGUAGUGGACUAGGCAAGCCUCUAGUCGAAAUGGUGGUCAGGGAACUGACGAAAGGUGUGCAGGACAGGCUGGACAGGAAUAGCACCAACCUAGCAAUACAGUUUUCCCAUACGCCGUCAGAAGUGACCUGUUGGCUCAAGGUCGUCCUCUGUUUAAACAUGUCCGGAGUCGGUACCAAUAUUUUGGACGUUUUGAAAGGAAUGAAAGGUGACAGAGAUGUGUUUGUUCUAGUACUCCACCACACUAAUAAGGCCAAUCUGUCGUCAGUGACCCCAACCAGUCACCGGAUAACCGGAAGUGAGUUACGGCAGCUUGGCGGCAUCCUCGAUAUGGCUUUCAGUAGUGACAGUGGUCUGUACAAUUGUGACCUCAACAACAAUGCUAUCGAUAAAAUAGCUUCAGUAUUAAAGAAGUAUAUGAUGAUAUGAAUACCAGAGAUAAUUUUUCCCUGAUCACUAAUUACAUCAGCAUAUAUAUAUAUAUUAACUGAAUCUGUUUGUAUUCGUUCAUUUGUCAUUGAGAUUGGCAUCCAUAUGGAGUAAUAGAUCAACAUAAAAUCCCUGUCCAGGGUUAUAUCCUUUAUGAAAUACAGUUACCAAACCGUAAAUGUCACCAGAAAGUGUUCCUUUCUUUCCCUAUGUUUUUUUAAGCCAAACUCUAAUAAGAAAUAAGGUUGUUGAUGGUAUUAUCUAUGAGUUCCCUAACACUUCUACACGUGUAUGAAGUUUAUCCAGACCGUUUGAAGAUGUAGUUUACAUGAGCAGCCAGGUCUGCAAUGUAAUAAGACUCAUGUGCAGUGUUUUCUUUUAAACAAAAUAUUACAAUGUGAGUAUAUGUCACGAGGAAAAAAAAUGCUCAUCAAAUAAUCAAAUUGAUCUUUCAAAUGCCAAACGAAGUUGUGAUGCAUGUAGGAUCCUAUAUAUAUACCUAUAUACAUUCCAAAAUCACGCACAUUUAAAAAGCAAAAAUGAGACGCUGAAAAGGACAAUAGGAAAUGUGAUUUUAUCUUAAAAGCAUACAUAAGAGGUGUGAUAUAAUAAUAAAUAAUAAUAAGAGGUGUGUAUAGUUUUAUUUGCUGAUCUUUUAUGUAUGCAUAUAUCUAUCAACGUCUACACAUGUAUUAUUGUACCAGAAAGAAAAGUUUACUGUUUUAUAUUUUCAUUUCAAUUGUCCGUUGGAUUUUAUUCAUUUUGGUGUCGGAGUUCUUUCAUUAAAAUGUAUCAAUUACGUAGGCAUGGAUAUGCAUACUAUAUUUAAAAAGUGAUAUGAAAAUAAAGUAUUAUGGA
Pecten maximus is the source of this 3789-nucleotide messenger RNA. Its product is annotated as rho-associated protein kinase 2-like. The transcript has 8 exons. The coding region runs from base 1108 to 2931 and encodes 607 amino acids. The record is from RefSeq and is a predicted model, not a curated record. NCBI's taxonomy places the organism in Eukaryota, Metazoa, Mollusca, Bivalvia, Pectinida, Pectinidae.